UUGUCUUUGCGCGCGCGCGAGAGCCCCCUUUUUCGGAAGGCGCUUCGAGGUUAGGGUUUCUCGAGGAAACCAAACGAACGCCAAGAUCCGGUCCAACGAGGAGCGUGUGUGUGCGCGCGCUCUGUGCCGUGCCUGUGCAUGCCCACACCCCCAACGAGCAGCGUCAUCAUCCACGACUUCGCACCGUUUCCUCGUCGGCAACAACGAAAGAUUGUUGCGGGUAUCACUCGAAGCAGCACAAAACAUAGCCCCCGCGUCGCUCCUCCCGCGGGCGACACGGGUGGCGCCGCCACCCCUUGCCGCUAGCCCUCCUCCUCCUCCCCUUCCCCGCCGCCGCCGGCCAGAGCCGCCAGGGCAAAGCCCCCCGCGGUGGCUGGCGGCGGGGGCCUUCUCCCCUCCUCGUGUUCGUGGCCUGCGGGAGCGGCCAGGCCGAGCGGAGGCGCCGGGGCGCGCAGAUCCUGGCGGCGCGGCGGCGACGAUCUUGACGGCGGCAAGCCCAUGGCGCGGCUGCAGAUGGGUCGACGCCGAGCUGUGUGGCGGCUGCGUGCGGGUCUCCUCGUGGCGGCGGCCUUCGCCGGCGGCGGGGCGGCACGUGCGCGGCAUCCGGCGAGGGGUGGGGACGCGGCCACGGUGGCUUCUCGUGCAAGUACGCGGAGAAGAGGCUGCGGCGUGUGUCCUCGGGGAGGAUGGCUAUCCUCGUCCAGAUCCGUCGGCGGCAUGGCGGCGGAGGUCGCAGUGGCCGGUCGGCGGUGGCGGAACUUCGCCGGUUGCAGCGGCGAGGUUCUGUCUGGAUCCCGGGGCGGCGGCCCUGGAGGGUGGCUGCUGGUGAAGCUAGGGCUUCUCGCGGCGGCAUGGCAUGGUGCAGUCCCUGUCCAAGGCGGAUCUGUGACGGCGAUCUGCUUUGGAUUGGUUCGAAUCAGAGACGGUGACGAGCGCGCAGGAUCCUUCUCGGCGGCUCUCGCGGCUUGGCGAGGCAGGGUGGGAGCCCUCCUCCUGGGCUCCAGUGGUGGCACACUCAGGCAGUGGCCGGUGCGCCAGGGAUCCCACGGUGGCACUGUUGCUGCGGUUGGUCGCCGGAUCUAGGCGGCUGGAUCUGGGGCUUUGAAGGCGGUCGAGACGGUGCACAGGUUGUUGGGUGGAUUUCUUGGGACGGAUCCGGGUGCAAACCUGGUCUUCGGUUGAUGGCCGGAGCCGGUGAUGACGAUGUCCUUAUCAUCGUUUUCUUCAUGAAGGCAUCAUCGAGGUGAAGCUUCCAACUCCACUCAAUACCUCGGGGGGAAACCCUAG
This is a messenger RNA of Triticum aestivum (bread wheat), 1287 nucleotides long. RefSeq lists its product as uncharacterized. The coding region runs from base 499 to 1083 and encodes 194 amino acids. The record is from RefSeq and is a predicted model, not a curated record. NCBI's taxonomy places the organism in Eukaryota, Viridiplantae, Streptophyta, Magnoliopsida, Poales, Poaceae. The transcript is spliced from 2 exons.